CGCGGCUGUCAAUCCGGUGAUUACCCACUGGCACUUGGUAAUUACUGAGCAGCUCCAAUGGGGGGAGACUGUUUUGUUUACUAACAGUUCUCAUCCCUGUCAGCUCGGGCACACUGCUCUGGAUGGCUAGCAGUGUGCUUACAGUGAAGCACCAACACACAGCCCUCUAGUAAAACACUCCCUGCACACAGUUAACCCUUUUAUCGCCCCUCAUGUUAACCCCCUCCUGCCCAGUGCCAUUAGUACAGUGUCAGUGCUUUUAUUUAGCACUUAUCACUGUAUUGGUGUCACUGUGGAUGUCAGUGACAUCAAAUCAGUUCCCCCCCAGCGUCAGAAUGCCCGCCGCAGUCCCGCUUUAAGUCGCUG
Messenger RNA from Staurois parvus, 366 nucleotides. The record is from the annotation of a GenBank genome assembly. Lineage: Eukaryota; Metazoa; Chordata; Amphibia; Anura; Ranidae.